This is a messenger RNA of Saccharomyces kudriavzevii IFO 1802, 1647 nucleotides long. RefSeq names its product E3 ubiquitin-protein ligase HRD1 (gene HRD1). The transcript has a single exon. Bases 1 to 1647 code for a protein of 548 amino acids. Gene Ontology annotation, cellular component: cytoplasm. Lineage: Eukaryota; Fungi; Ascomycota; Saccharomycetes; Saccharomycetales; Saccharomycetaceae. The record is from RefSeq and is a predicted model, not a curated record.
AUGGUGCCCGAGAAUAGAAGGAAACAACUCAUUGUAUUCAUAGUCGUUACAUAUUUGUUAACGUUCUAUUGUGUGUAUUCAGCUACCAAGACAAGCGUCUCCUUUUUGCAAGUAACAUUGAAGCUAAAUGAAGGUUUCAAUUUAAUGGUUUUGUCGAUAUUCAUCUUAUUAAACUCUACUUUACUAUGGCAGCUCCUAACGAAACUAUUAUUCGGCGAAUUAAGGCUUAUUGAACAUGAACACAUUUUUGAAAGACUGCCAUUCACCAUCAUAAACACACUGUUUAUGUCCUCGAUGUUCCACGAAAGAUAUUUUUUUACAGUGGCAUUCUUCGGAUUAUUAUUACUGUAUUUGAAAGUAUUCCAUUGGAUCCUGAAGGAUAGGUUGGAGGCUCUGUUACAGUCCAUUAAUGAUUCUACCACAAUGAAAAAUCUUAUCCUUAGUAGGUUCUCAUUCAAUCUCGUACUAUUGGCGGUUGUAGAUUUUCAAAUUUUAAUACGUUGCAUUUCAUCCAUAUACACAAAUCAGAACAUUGAUAUCAUCUCCACCUCCCUUUAUUUGAUGCAAGUAAUGGAAUUUACAAUGCUAUUGAUCGAUUUGCUCAAUCUGUUCUUGCAAACUUGUUUGAAUUUUUGGGAAUUUUACCGCUCACAACAAAGUCAAUCUAACGAAAGCAACCACAUUGUUCACGAUGAUACUCCAAAUGGAGUCGGUUUUGAAGAAGCCCAUGCAGUGCUUAAUGACGACGAUGAUGACGAUAGACAAUUUACCGGCCUUGAAGGCAAGUUCAUGUACGAAAAGGCGAUUGACGUUUUCACCAGAUUCUUGAAAACUGCGCUGCAUUUGUCGAUGCUAAUACCGUUUAGAAUGCCUUUGAUGCUUUUGAAAGACGUAGUAUGGGACGUCUUAGCAUUAUAUCAAAGCGGUACAAGCCUAUGGAAAAUAUGGAGAAACAAUAAACAGCUUGACGAUGCCCUUAUCACUGUUACCGCAGAGCAAUUACAAAAUUCUGCAAAUGAAGAUAAUAUCUGUAUUAUUUGCAUGGACGAAUUAAUGCAUUCUCAAGCCGACCAAACGUGGAAAAAUAAGAACAAGAAACCAAAAAGAUUACCUUGCGGCCAUAUACUUCAUUUAUCGUGCUUAAAGAAUUGGAUGGAGCGCUCGCAAACUUGCCCUAUUUGCAGAUUAUCUGUCUUCGAUGAAAAGGGUAAUGUUGUCCAAAGCACUUUUACCUCCAAUACUGGUACCACCAGCACCAACACUACUGUCACGGGUGCAACUAGUGCAACAAUAAAUCGACAAGUUUUCACAAACCAGACAGAGCUACUCCCAACAAGAACAACAUCUCCUGAUGUGGGAAUAAUUCCUAACCACAAUAUAAAUACACUAGCAUCAAGGUCAACCUCGACGUCUACGUCAUCUACCAUGUGGUACACUUUCCCGCUGCAGCAAACUGAUGAUGAUUCCAAUGAAUCAAAGUGUUCCACUUACGAAUUUUUAAUGACAAAUUCCAAUGAAAAAGAAGAUAGGAUUCCAGUCAAAUUAACAGUAGAAAGCCAUGAAGUAAACUCCCUGCAGGGUGGUGAGGAGGUACAAGGUACCCAAAAGAGAAUUGUCAUACCCGAUAAAUUUAUCCAGCAUAUUUAG